AUGGCUGUGACACUGUUAGAAGAUUGGUGCAAGGGUAUGGACCUAGAUCCCAGGAAAGCCCUGCUAAUUGUGGGCAUCCCUAUGGAGUGUACUGAGGCCGAAAUUAAGGAGACCUUGAAGGCAGGAUUACAUCCCCUGUGUACAUACAGGAUGCUAGGCAGAAUAUUCAGGAGGGAAGAUAAUGCUAAGGCAGUCUUCAUUGAAUUGGCUGACACUGUCAACUAUGCUGCUAUACCCAGUCAGAUACCAGGAAAAGGGGGUGCCUGGGAAGUAGUGGUAAAACCUCGGAACCCAGAUGAUGAAUUUAUCAAUAGGCUGACUUACUUCCUGAAAGAUGAAGGCCGGAGAAUGGUAGAUGUGGCCAAAACUCUGGGGUAUAGCACCCUUCCCAUUGAGGGCAUAGAGCCAGAGGACUUGGACCAAGUCAAACCACCAGUUUUGCAGCCUCUGAGGGAAAGCAUGUGGUACCGAAAGCUGAAAGUGUUUUCAGGAGGUGCUCUCCCAGGCUCAGGGGAAGAGAGUUUUGAAGCCUGGCUAGAGCAGGUCACUGAGAUGAUGCAGAUGUGGCAGGUGUCAGAGAUAGAGAAGAGGCGUCGCCUGCUAGAGAGCUUGCGUGGUCCCGCACUGUCAAUCAUGCGGGUGCUCCUGGCCAAUAAUGACUCCAUGACUGUGGAGCAGUGCCUGGAUGCCCUAAAGCAGAUCUUUGGGAAUAAAGAGGACUGUAGAACCUCACAGUUCAGGUUUCUUCAGACUUCUCAGAAGUCUGCAGAGAAGAUCUCUGCUUUUUUGCUUCGCUUAGAGCCCCUGCUGCAAAAAGCUGUGCAGCAAAGCCCAUUGUCAGUGCAAAGCACAGACAUGAUUCGCCUCAAACAUAUUCUAGCUCAGGCCUCCAUGACCGCUGCCCUCCGAGGCAAACUUGAGCUCUUAGAUCAGCGAGGGUGCCCACCCACUUUUCUGGAAUUAAUGAAGCUCAUUCGAGAUGAAGAGGAGUGGGAGACCACUAUGGCAGUGAUGAAAGAGAAACAGAGGCAAGUAGGAAGGGGCCGCAGGGCCUCUGGCAGACAGGUAGUAGCAGAAGUAGGUUACUCUGCAGUUCAGGUCACCAUGCAGGCAGGGUGUUUCAGCGAAAAUAGCACCCAGACUGCACAGGAAGGUGUGUCCCCAUCACUGAAGCGCAGGCGACUGUCAUGUGAACUCUGUACUAUGGGAAAAGGCCAUGGCCAGGCAGAAUGUCCCAAAGCUGAGGACCAAUCUCCACCCAUGCUGAGGCCUAAAAUUGCUGAAGAAGGGUCGGGAAACGAGGAAGGGGCUGGGGGCAUGAGCCACCCCAAGCCCUAG
Molecule: messenger RNA, 1338 nt
Organism: Urocitellus parryii (Arctic ground squirrel)
Lineage: Eukaryota; Metazoa; Chordata; Mammalia; Rodentia; Sciuridae
Gene: Pnma5
Product: PNMA family member 5
Source: RefSeq, a predicted model, not a curated record